AACUGCGAGAGAAGCGGAGAUUGAAGGAGAGCAGAGCGGCGACGGCCAUCUUAGAGCCACCACCGCGCAUCUUCUGGAUUUUAUUCUUGUUGUCGGUCAACCCUGCCAGCGAAACCGACUAGUAGGAGAGGAAGUUAGUGUUUUUCUCGGUUCAACUCGAAGUCGGGAUGCGGUUCCGAAGGAGUAAACGACUUGCAUCCUCCGUCCUCGGACUGGUCCUCGGGCUAUUCUGCGCCGUGGAGGCGGCUAAAGUGAAUAAGCACAAACCGUGGAUUGAGACAACGUACCAUGGGAUCAUAUCUGAGAAUGAUGACAAAGUUCUUUUGGACCCACCUCUAAUCGCACUGGACAAGGACGCACCUCUUCGCUAUGCAGAGAGUUUUGAGGUGACCCUCACUGAAGAAGGUGAGAUUUGCGGCUUCAGGAUCCAUGGACAGAAUGUUCCUUUCGAGGCCGUGGUUCUGGACAAGUCCACUGGUGAGGGGGUCAUCAGGGCCAAGGAGAAGCUGGAUUGCGAACUGCAGAAGGAGCACACGUUCACCAUUCAAGCUUAUGACUGCGGGGAGGGUCCUGAUGGAACCAACAUGAAGAAAUCCCACAAAGCUACCAUUCACAUUCAAGUGAAUGACCUGAAUGAGUAUUCCCCGGUUUUCAAAGAGAAGAACUACAAAGCCACUAUCAUCGAGGGGAAGAAAUACGACAGCAUCCUGAAGGUGGAGGCGGUGGAUGCGGACUGCUCAUUUCAGUUCAGCCAAAUCUGCAACUACGAGAUAGUAACCCCCGACGUGCCCUUCACAAUCGACAAAGACGGCUUCAUUAAGAACACAGAGAAACUCAGCUACGCUAAAGAGCGUAUGUACAAACUGACUGUGACGGCGUAUGACUGUGGAAAGAACCGAGCCUCUGAAGAUGUUCUGGUGAAGAUCAGCGUCAAGCCAACCUGCAAACCUAGCUGGCAAGGUUUUAAUAAAAGAAUUGAGUAUGAACCUGGCACAGGCAGUCUUGCCCUUUUCCCCAGUGUGCACCUGGAGACCUGCGAUGAGCCCAUCACCUCCAUUCGAGCAAACAUUGAACUGGAAACUAACCACAUUGGAAAGGGCUGCGAUCGUGACACCUACUCUGAGAAGUCCCUACACAAGCUGUGUGGAGCCAGCUCAGGCACCGUGGAGCUCCUGCCUGCACCCAGCACCUCAGCCAACUGGACUGUCGGAUUGCCGACUGACAACGGACAUGACAGUGACCAAGUGUUUGAGUUUAACGGCACGCAGGCCAUCAAGGUUCCUGAUGGGAUGGUGAGCACCAGCCUGAAGGAGCCUUUCACCAUCUCUGUGUGGAUGAGACAUGGGCCAGGGGCCCACGAGAAAGAGACUAUCCUCUGCAACUCAGACAAAACAGACAUGAACAGACACCACUACUCCCUGUACGUGCACAACUGCAGGUUGAUCCUCCUGCUCCGCCAGGACCCAUCUGAAGCAGAGAACUACAAACCUGCAGAGUUCCAUUGGAAACUGGAUCAGGUGUGCGACAAAGAGUGGCACCACUAUGUUCUGAAUAUUGAGUUCCCCGCUGUGACACUGUUUGUGGAUGGAACAACCUUUGAGCCCUUCCUGGUAACAGAAGACUACCCACUUCAUGCUUCCAAGAUUGACACUCAGCUGACCAUUGGGGCCUGCUGGCAAGAAACCUCAGGACAUGACAAUGACACUGAAACAGUCCCUGAGUCAACCUCAGGCGGAAAUGCUCGGAUGGCUCAGUUUUUCCGGGGGAACCUUGCAGGGCUGAUGAUUCGCUCUGGCAGGCUGGAGAACAAGAAGGUGAUUGACUGUUUGUACACAUGCAAGGAGGGUCUGGACGUGCAGCUGCCGGAGGAGGUUGCUUCAGCUGUCAAGGUUGAGUUCAACCCCAACCAGUCGUCACUGACUGUGGAGGGUGAUGACAUUGAUGCCUUUGACAAGGUCAUGCAGCACAUCUCCUACUUGAACUCCCGCCAGUUCCCAACUCCCGGAAUCAGGCACCUACGCAUCUCUACCACAGUCAAAUGUUUUAAUGAGGACUCCUGUGUGGCCGUGCCCGACGCCGAAGGCUACGUGAUGGUCCUGCAGCCUGAAGAGCCAAAGAUCAGCCUGAGUGGCAUUGACCACUUUGCUCGCAGUGCCGCUGAAUUUGAGAGUCCAGAGGGUGUGACUCUGUUCCCUGAGCUGCGUAUUGUGAGCACCAUCACCCGAGAAGUUGAAGCUGACACAGAGUCGGAAGCACCUGCUGGAGCAGAUGAUGACCCGACAGUUCAAGAAACUGUGGUGUCAGAGGAGAUCAUGCACAACCUGGACACGUGUGAAGUCUCAGCUGUCGGUGAUGAGCUGGACGCCGAGCAUGAGAGUCUGGAGGUGGACAUGUCUCAGCUGCAGCAGCACGGCCUGGAGAUGAGUUCCUCUCAUGUUGGACUGACUAUCAGCGGCGUCAACACGAUGGCCAACUAUGAGCAGGUCCUCCAUCUAAUCCGCUACAAAAACUGGCACACAGAAGCUCUGUUCGACAGGAAGUUCAAACUUGUUUGCUCAGAGCUCAAUGGCCGCUACAUCAGCAACGACUUCAAGGUUGAGGUCAAUGUCAUCCACACAGCCAAUCCGAUGGAGCAUGUGAACAAUGCCAUGGUGCAGCCCAACUUCAUCAACCCGGUGCAUCAUGCCUCCGUGGAUCUCUCCGGUCACAACCUAGUCAACGCCCAUCAGGCCUCAGUGGUUCCAAGUGCUGCCACCAUUGUUAUUGUGGUGUGCGUCAGCUUCCUGGUGUUCAUGAUCAUCCUGGGCGUGUUCCGCAUCCGAGCAGCUCACCAGCGCACCAUGAGAGACCAAGAGAGUGGCAAGGAGAAUGAGAUGGACUGGGAUGACUCCGCCCUGACCAUCACGGUCAACCCCAUGGAGACUUAUGAAGACCAGCACAGCAGCGACGAAGAGGAGGAGGAGGAGGAAGAGGAGAGUGAGGAUGGAGAGGAGGAGGAUGACAUUACAAGCGCUGAGUCAGAGAGCAGCGAUGAAGAGGAGGGUGGGGAGCAGGAGGACCAGCAGGGGGUCAGCAGACAGCAGCAGUUAGAGUGGGACGACUCCACCCUCACCUACUAGAAGAGCAAACACACACCCACACACACAUACACACUGCGCCAUUCUCAUCUGCACCACACCGUCUCAUGUCUGAGGAGCCAUGAUGUUUAAAAAAUAUCCUUCAUCGUGUAAAUGGUCCAGGUUUCCCUGUCGUCAUCAUCGUGGUGGAACUCGGUGUAGUGUCGUCAUCACAGAGUCGCUGACUUUUAUUUUCUUAUUUAUUAUAUUUGUAAUGACCAGGAAAGCUUGGCCUACUUCCGUUAUGCGUGAGAAAGACAACCCUGCACUUUCUUUGUUUCUCUCAAGGCUUUCCGAUGGAUUCAUAUUUUCUUUUUGUUUUGGUUCGCCAACUAAUUUUGUCUGCAACUAAAAUCGCGCAUUGUAGCUUCGACUUGAGUUUCUCCACAGUGAAUUGAAUUCAUGCUUAAGGCAAAUAGGCUGCUUCUUCAAUUUUGUUCAUUUAGUGCAUGAAGGUGUUUGAGACAUCCUAGGGAUUUAAAUCGCUUUUUCAAGAAUUCUGUAAAUAUUGCGAAACCAUAUGAUUAGUCGAUGUUUUAGUCACGGCCUCAUCCACAGGGUCCAAUAUCUGACAAUGUAGAAUAUUUGUGUCACAAAAAGCUGUAGCAUGUGGCUAAAUCUCUGCAUUAUACACACUUGUACAAAAACUAAUGUCUGCUAUGUGAAACCCAGGACUGUCCACCAGAGGUUUCCAUGGCAACAUGGGCUCUGCUUUCUUAUUGCGAUGAGGAAAGUUGCGUUUUUUUUUUUUUUUUGCUUUUUUUUUUCUUUGGCGUCUGCUGGUUUCAGUAGUGCUUUGCUUGCACAGACGCCGCUGUGUUUCAUUCCUCACAGAUCUCACUGUUGUACAGAUGGGAUUUGCUUUCAAACUUAAAGAUGUACAAAAAAAUGUAUUAUUUGGGACGGUACAAAUAACCAGCCAGGAGCUCUGUUGAUGUCGUGGGUGAACAUGGCUUUAUCAGAACGUACACUACAUGCAGAUUUAUUUUUUUUUGCUUCUUAAAAGCCAUUUUCUACUUUGAGUUUACGGUCUGUAAAAAACGUCCCUCUCUUUAAGAUGAAACGUUUGUUUCUUUUUACUAUUGCCUCUGUCAAUUGGAGUGUUUUCUUCAAUAUUUUAGCUGGACUAGAAUCCAUUUUGAAAAUUGAAACUUUAUUUUGGAUGCACCAUCAUCAAGAGCCAGUAUGGUAUGAAUUUUGCUUUGAGAAGGCUACAGUUGAACUCCUCUGAUCUGCAGCUCUGUUAACAACCUAUUUUGGUUCAAAAAUGAAAGAGUACUGUCGAGAUAUCCUCACACAUCUGUUUACACGUGGUAAACUCUGGGUUUUCUCCUGCUUUUUUGCUGUUGGUGUUCUGCUCUCUGUUGUAAAUAUUGUUCAUUCAUUCACCAGAAACACUAUUGGCUACCAGCUCAAGCCACCCUGCUUUCAUUCAGCAAACUAUCGCGACUUGUCAUCGGGGGGUCUUCUAAAAUGACAUUUAGCCUCUGUCAGGUUAGAGACUCCAGGUAGAGAAGCUGCUUCUUAUAGAAGGGAGCCAAGGUGCUCAUUUGAAAUGUUCUUCUCAGACAGCGUUGUUUAUCUAUUGGAGCAGAAGCAGCAGUAGUAGUGUGAAGAGCUGAGCCAGAAGACACAUUUCUCUUCACCUGUGAUCGUGAGCUCCAGCUCUGUUGAAUGAAAAGAGGACAGUCAGUGAAUGCAUGUGUUGCUUCUAUAGACAUAGAAUGAGGAGUGACAUCAUAUGGCAGAGACUAGGAUUAGAGCUACUGCUGUCUCUCCAGUUAUCUGAUAAGAAUAUGGUUUUUUGAUGGAAGCUGUUGUCAGUUUUUUCCCCAUAAUUAUUCUGUUAUUAUUAUUUAACAAUUUUUCUUCCGACUCACAGUUGUUCAUGGACAACUCAGAUUAUUUCCCAAGAUGUGAAGUUGAGCCACUGCUUACAUUGAAAUGUAAGAUUUGAAGUGAGACCUGGUGAGGCUUAGAAAUAUUUUUGGGAAAACGCUUAACUCCUUUGGGCGUGGCCUUCUGCCUGUACUGGCAACAAGCAAACAUUCACGCUCUUUAUAUGAUUAUUUUUUUUAUUUUUUAUUUUUACUCUGGAAGCAGCUAGUUGGGUACAGAGCCGGAGGACUUCCGUUCGCAUUCAGUCCAGCGCUAGUUUGAUUCAAUGUCAUGUGUCCAUGUUGAUGUGUAGACAAAGUAGAUCCAUAUUGUAUCUUCUAUAGAUAUUGUACUAAAAUCAUAUUGGCGGAAUCCACCUUUAACAAGAUGUACAGAACAUGAUGCUUCAGUGCUACAUGGGGAUACCCUUUGUGUAAAAAAAAAAUGGCCGUUCAUUUUCAAAAAAAUGUCCUUUUCGCCUGAAUUGUUGAGAAACAAUACAGAGGAGCAGCAUGAAGUUUGAUUUCUGAUCCAAUUGAAUGUCACGACAACAUGAGAAACACACUGGAGAAGGUUUUUAUGUUGCAUGAACCACGAGCGUGCGUCCGCCUUGCGAUCGGAUGCCGCGCCGGUCCUCAGAUUGUCCGUUUCUCACGUCCACCAACGUUUUUCUUUUAACAAACGUGCUGAAAAUGAAUGGUGACAAUGUUCCAGAAUGGUUGAAUGUUUUUUUUUGUCCUUUGUGUUUGUUGGAGCCGCUCUCACUUUUCUACCAGUUAAAGGUCAAUUGUAGUGAAGUUGAUGCUUGCUCAAAAACAAAAUAAAGGAUAAUAUGAUGGGAUGUCA
Messenger RNA from Synchiropus splendidus (mandarinfish), 5840 nucleotides. It is a transcript of the gene clstn1, whose product is annotated as calsyntenin 1. The record is from RefSeq and is a predicted model, not a curated record. Gene Ontology annotation, molecular function: X11-like protein binding; calcium ion binding; amyloid-beta binding. The transcript has 19 exons. NCBI's taxonomy places the organism in Eukaryota, Metazoa, Chordata, Actinopteri, Syngnathiformes, Callionymidae. Gene Ontology annotation, biological process: homophilic cell-cell adhesion; positive regulation of synaptic transmission; positive regulation of synapse assembly. Gene Ontology annotation, cellular component: cell surface; postsynaptic membrane. Bases 168 to 3119 code for a protein of 983 amino acids.